Molecule: messenger RNA, 801 nt
Organism: Ruditapes philippinarum (Manila clam)
Lineage: Eukaryota; Metazoa; Mollusca; Bivalvia; Venerida; Veneridae
Exons: 6
Coding region: 95-691 (198 amino acids)
Source: RefSeq, a predicted model, not a curated record
UAAAUGCUGGAAGUGUUAAUACAAAAUCAACAUUUUAGGAAAUAUUUCCUAAAUCUAGCAGAAGAAGCAAAGCAUUAAGGUCGAAUAUCGCAUAAUGAUGCGCCUAGUUUCACUCGCUAUUACCUUAGCCGUUUUCUUGGUGGAUUCCUCGAAAGCUGAAUUCGUAUGUCACCACUGGACUGAAGAAGACUACAAUGCGAUGCCCCAAGGUCGUACACCAGAGGAUGAAAGACAAUAUUGUGAAGAUGUCUUAGGCUAUGUGUUUACACAAGGAGAAAAUGAAUUCUAUCCAAAAUGUGGACAAUGCUGGUGCUGUAAACCAGAUGGAGAGGAACUUCUGGUUAAUGAAGAUUUGGUAUGCUACCACUGGACUGAAGAAGACAACAAAGCGAUGCCCCAAGGUCGUACAGCAGAGGAUGAAAAAUAUUAUUGUGAAGAUGUUUUAGGCUAUACGUUUUCAAAAGGAGAUUAUGUAAACUACCCGAACUGCGGGACAUGUUGGUGUUGUAGACCAAAAGUUUUUGUAUGUCACCACUGGACUGAAGAAGACUACAAAGCGAUGCCCCAAGGUCGUACACCAGAGGAUGAAAGACAAUAUUGUGAAGAUGUUUUAGGCUAUACGUUUACACAAGGACAAAAUGAAGAGUAUCCAGAAUGUGGGGAAUGCUGGUGUUGUAAACCAGAAAGUUAAAGUGCAAAGAUGGCUUCUUCGCUCAAAGAGCAACCUUUCUGGACGAAAUAGUCGAUUUAUUUUAUUCAUGAAUGUGUUAAUAGUGCUCUUAAAUAAAUGAUUAAAAUUUA